Andrographis paniculata is the source of this 825-nucleotide messenger RNA. RefSeq names its product dolichyl-diphosphooligosaccharide--protein glycosyltransferase subunit 2-like. The record is from RefSeq and is a predicted model, not a curated record. Gene Ontology annotation, biological process: protein N-linked glycosylation. The transcript has 10 exons. Lineage: Eukaryota; Viridiplantae; Streptophyta; Magnoliopsida; Lamiales; Acanthaceae. Gene Ontology annotation, cellular component: membrane; oligosaccharyltransferase complex. The coding region runs from base 1 to 825 and encodes 274 amino acids.
AUGGCUGGGAGUUUGGGAUUUCUGAUCCUAGGACUUCCAGUGUUGACUUCGAUUUGUGAAUCGGCCAUUGUCAGUCCUGUGUCGGAAUUUCAUCGAGCUGCUGCGGCGGAGCUCUUCUUACCCAUUGAUGGGUCUUUUGGAAGCCUGGAGGAUACAUAUGAGGCAUUAAGGACAUAUGAUGUUCUAGGGAUUGAAAAGAAAUCUAAUGUAAGACCAUCUGCCUCGAAUGGAAUACUCAAGUGUGAGCUGAAUAAUGUUGCUUUUGAGGGAAUUGAAUCUAGAUUUAAGGAUUCUCUAAAAGAAGCCAAUUCACUUCUUGACUUUUACUACUCAAUAGGGAGUUUGGUGCUUAUAAAGGAUGCUUCUGGCUCUGACAUUCAUCUCGAAGAUGCUGACAAAGUUUUUCGCUCUGUAAAGACUCUCAGUGAGAGUGAUGGGCGCUGGCGCCAUAGUUCCAACAAUCCCGACUCCAGUAAUGAUGCUACUGGGGCAGCUUUAGAAGCUCUAGCUGGAGCUAUUUCCUUAGCAUCUUCUGAGAUUGAUCAAUCUCUGAUUACCACAUUGAAAAAUGACAUCAUAAAGCUUUUUGAUGGCAUCAAAAGAUAUGAUGAUGGCAGUUGUUACUUCGAUGAGAAAAUAGUUGAUACACAUGGGCACCAGGGUCCCCUUUCAGCCUCAGCAUCAGUAGUUCGUGGAAUCACAACUUUUGCAGCAGUUGCCUCUGAAAAUUUAAAUCUUCCAGGUGAGAAAAUUUUGGGUUUGGCUAAAUUUUUCCUUGGAGUUGGAGUUCCUGGAAGUGCCAAAGACUUGUAUUUACCAAAUUGA